AUGGGAACCAAUGAUUUUCUCCAAAACUACUACGUGGAGCCUACACGAUGCGCCCAAUACACUGUGGAACAAUAUGGAGAUUACUUAAUUUCUAACUUUCACGAUUACGCCAAGAAAAUGCAUGCUCUAGGAGCAAGAAGAUUGGUGGUUGUUGGGGUUGUUCCAUUUGGAUGUAUGCCUUUAGUGAAGACAUUGAAGGGUACAACUAAAUGUGACGACGAAUAUAACCAUGUUGCUCUUUCAUUCAAUAACAAGAUCAAGAACGAAUUGGUUGCAUUAAAAACAUCAUUAGGGAUGAAAACAGGCUAUAUUGAUGCUUAUAAUCUCAUUCUAAGUGCAACCCAAAACCCUACAAAAUAUGGGUUUCUAGAGACUUCAAAGGGUUGUUGUGGAACAGGAACGUUUGAAUAUGGUGUUACUUGUAGAGGAUUGGGUGCAUGUGCUGAUCGAGAAAGAUAUUUAUUCUGGGAUGCAGUUCAUCCAACUGAUAGGAUGUAUAAGAUUAUUGCAGAUGAGGCUUUAAAUUCUAUAGUUACCAAACUUUUUAAUUGA
This is a messenger RNA of Lactuca saligna, 552 nucleotides long. The record is from the annotation of a GenBank genome assembly. NCBI's taxonomy places the organism in Eukaryota, Viridiplantae, Streptophyta, Magnoliopsida, Asterales, Asteraceae.